AUGCCCAGCAGAUCAUACCGGGAACCGUCCGUCGACGAGACUCUCAAGCAUCCGGCCUACCCCGGCGCCGUCUGGGCGCUAGAGCCUCACCAGCAUGGCAAGCUGCCCGUGGCAAAGGGGCGCGGCGGGCCCAUCAACAUUGCCUGGGAGAUUCACGGAGACGGGCCCAUCAAGAUUGUGUUGAUCAUGGGCUUGGCGGGCGUCAUACCGUCGUGGCAACGGCAGACACUCUAUUUCGGGCACGACCGCGGCGAGCGCUACUCGGUGCUCGUGCUCGACAACCGCGGCAUGGGCGCCAGCGACAAGCCGCUGAUGCGCUACUCGACGAGCGAGAUGGCGCGCGACGUCAUCGAGGUGCUCGACCACGUCGGCUGGACGGCGGCCCGCCAAGUCAACCUCGUCGGCAUCUCCCUCGGCGGCAUGAUAGCCCAGGAACUGGCCUGCGCCGUGCCCCAGCGCGUCCAGUCGCUGUCGCUGCUGUGCACCUCGGCCCUGCUGCGCGGCGAGAGGCCGCCGGCCCACGAGCUGGCCAAGCGCCUGGCCAUGCUGGCGUCCAACGCCGAGGAGCAGUCCAUUGCCGACACGACGCGCCGCAUCUUCGUCGCCGACUGGCUCGUCGCCCCCGACGACGAGUACCGCCGCUUCGACUCCAACUUCCAGCGCUUCCAGGCGCAGGAGCUGGCCAAGCGCCGCAACGGCUACAGCUUCACCCUGCGCGGCUACCUGUGUCAGAUGAUGGCUGCCGGCGGCCACCGCAAGUCGGACGAGCAGCUGCGCGCCAUGGCCGACGCCGUGGGUCGCGAGCGCAUCCUCGUCAUGCACGGCACCGAGGACACCAUCAUUGCCGUCAAGAACGGCCGGCGCCUCGUCGAUGUCAUUGAGCCUGCCGACGCCCUGCUGGUCGAGGGCAUGGGCCAUGCGCCCGUCAUGGAGAGGACGCAGUGGUUCAACAAGCUGCUGGAGGACCGGCUCGAGGCCUGGACCCAGCUCCAGAGGCGAGAGAGGCAUGAUAGCGUCAUGAAGGAGGGAUAG
Hirsutella rhossiliensis is the source of this 1032-nucleotide messenger RNA. RefSeq names its product alpha/beta hydrolase fold domain-containing protein. The transcript has 4 exons. Lineage: Eukaryota; Fungi; Ascomycota; Sordariomycetes; Hypocreales; Ophiocordycipitaceae. The coding region runs from base 1 to 1032 and encodes 343 amino acids. The record is from RefSeq and is a predicted model, not a curated record.